AGGGAGACAGCCUGACAGUGUUGGUCUUGAGAGAGCCUCCACCCAGGCCCAGAUACAGCACGGGAGGGGGAGGGUCUCGCCCACAGGCCAAGGUCUCUCCCUCCUCUCAGGCCCCCACUUCCCCACUGGAGGCCUGUGUCUUCCUCAGCUCUUCUUCCCAGACAGGCUGGGGUGGCAGCACUGAAUCCCACCCAGCUCUGUCUCCCCCUCCCAAGGGGCUUCCCUGCUCUCACCCCAGCUCAAGAAGAGUGCCAUGGCCUGGGAGGCCACACAGCUGCUGCCACUUGUCCUGCUGGUGCUCCUGGCCUCAGGCUCCUCGGAACAGCAGCCAGAAUUGCUGCAGAAACUGGAGGGUGAGACCAUCUCUGUGAGAUGCUUGUACCCAGCCCAGAAACGUUUGAAGACAAAAGUCUGGUGCAGAAGAAUAUCAGAGUCUAUUUGUACCAUACUAGUUGCCCACCCUAGUCUCAGGACAGUGUCUUGGAAGCCUCAAUAUUUCAUCCAGGAUAACCCCAGAUCGGACAACUUCGUGGUCACCAUGACUAAGCUCGGGAUGAAGGACUCGGGGUUCUAUGCGUGUGGAACCUAUGAAUCUUCCUGGAUCAUUUUUCUGAGAACCAUCCAUCUGGUGGUGUCUCAGGCUUCGACCCCAUCCACCACCAGCAGCACCACGAGGACCACAGCCUGGACUUCUGCCACCAGCCCUGCCAGUAACAGCCCCCCAGGCCACUGGGGUGUCAUCUUCAGUGCGACAGUGGCCCUCCUGCUGCUGCUGGUGCUCAUCCUCCUCAUGAUCCUGUUCCUCUGCAAAGCCCUGGGAAGAGCCAGGACAGGUAAGGACAAAUCCCACCACACCUAUGACACUCCCGUGUAUGAGAAUGAGACGGUUUAUAGGAAAGGUGCCUCCCCAAGACAGAGGGAAUCUCAGCUUUCCUGGGGCUCCGACCAGCAUAUGGGCUCUGGCGAGGACCCUGGGGACAUCCACUAUGCCUCACUUUCCCACCUGAACUACUUCAGCCCCGAGGACUCCAUCUAUGUCAACACCCACCCCAGGCCGAAGCCCACACCUGACCCAUUUCUGGCUGUGGAAUAUUCCAGCAUUGCUAAAAACAGACCCCAGCACUCCAAGUCAGCUGCCCUGGAGGAGGAGCCCAGGAUCUGAAAGCAGAAGUCACUUCACAGCGAGCACCCGUGUGAGGCACAGGGCUGUUCCCCCAGUGAUGGGGUGACUUCUUGUGGCUGAGACGGUCCCACACCAGCAAGGGUCAUUCUUUCCUGUGAAGGAGAUGAGGAAGGGGGAGCAAAAGAAGGAGAAUCCCUACCAACCCAGAGGGGAGAAGCUUUAAGUCUAAGGGUUGCGAUGGGCAAGCUGUGGGGACCAUGAGGGGGUUUCUGGAGACAUGCCUGCUCCCCUCCACAGGGUCUGUGAGGAGAGUCAUUAGUCCAUUUGAACAGGCUCUGGGACCCAGUACCUCUGACUAACCCAAUCUUUGCCCCCCUCUCUGACUCUCACUUCCUUCCUGACCAGGGGCUAUGAAAUCCUUCUGAUGGAUUAUGCAAGUUCCUCUGUGGGUGACUAACCCGGUGAGUCCCCUUCCUUCACUGUCCUCUCAGAGCCUCAAAGCCAGGCUGGGAAGUUCUGUCUCUGCUACCCCAGGCUCUCUUCUUCUUGGCCUGAUUCUAAUCCAUCCUCAUGAAUGACCCUGCCAGGACGUUGGCAGUGCCUGCUGUUCAGGGGUCCCUCUAAUCCUUGUCCUUGCCAGGCAGGGUGGGAUGAGGGGGCGGGCUUGUUCCUACUGUAGCCCACAGAGCUCCCGCAGAACAGGCUUGGGCUCCUCCGCCUUCCACAGAAACCACCAUCUCUCUGCCAAUUGUGUUUCAGUCAAACAGCUGUUGAGAGAGGCUUCCUGCCUUCUUGAAGUACACGUUCACAGGGCCUUUCUGGAGCCAGGGCCCCCAAAGGGUGACUCUGAACCCUAGGAACUACAGGCCACCUGGGCAGAAGGGUUGUGUCCUGGCACAUUAUGGGGAAGAUGGCUUGGAGUUACAGAUCCAUCACUUCUCGAAGGUGACAUUAAAGGUCAUAGAAUCCAACUGCCAAUGGAAUGCCAGAACCCCUCUCUGAAACUCCAAUGCGUCCUGUGCUCUCUGCUGCCAUCUCUCUGAGGACUGGGAACUCACCGCCUUCUGCUCGGGUGGCUUGUUUGUGACUGUUUCCGUUAGGGAGUACCUUGCUUGCCUUCAGUGCUGAUGGGAUCUCUGCUCACAGGAUGGAACCUGAGGCUCAGGCUGUGCCAUGGCCAGAGGGGACAGAAGGGCGGGAGAGAAGGGGCCUGCAGUUUGAGGCCUGCAGGCUGGUGUGGGAGGAUGAGGUCUUCUUCCU
Molecule: messenger RNA, 2383 nt
Organism: Phyllostomus hastatus (greater spear-nosed bat)
Lineage: Eukaryota; Metazoa; Chordata; Mammalia; Chiroptera; Phyllostomidae
Product: natural cytotoxicity triggering receptor 2-like
Exons: 6
Coding region: 254-1162 (302 amino acids)
Cellular component (GO): cell surface
Molecular function (GO): signaling receptor activity
Source: RefSeq, a predicted model, not a curated record